This is a messenger RNA of Calliphora vicina (urban bluebottle blowfly), 1669 nucleotides long. Its product is annotated as progestin and adipoQ receptor family member 3. The transcript is spliced from 6 exons. The record is from RefSeq and is a predicted model, not a curated record. Lineage: Eukaryota; Metazoa; Arthropoda; Insecta; Diptera; Calliphoridae. Gene Ontology annotation, cellular component: membrane. Gene Ontology annotation, molecular function: signaling receptor activity. Bases 405 to 1505 code for a protein of 366 amino acids.
UUCAGUUAAGUUUUGCGUGCAAUCGGUUUAUUGUGCGCUAUUCAAUAUUACCAAUAAAACAAACAUACAUAAAUAAACACUCACAGAAAAUAAAAACAACGUGUUCGUUUCUCUCGUGUAUGCAAUAAAUGAUUAUUAUAAUUUUACAGUUUUCUAAUUGUAACUGAUCGAUAAAUAAUCAAAGUUUACAAACACAAAUAAUCGCGUGACUUUGAAAUAGACUUCCCUUUCAAGUGGCUCUGGUUUUUUUGCAAAGUGCACAAAAAUAACUGUUAAUUUUCUAUAAUUAGUUAAAUGAAAAACAUUGUUUUUUUUUGAACUAAACUAAAUGUGUUUUUAAAUCGUAUUUUAAAAAAAAUUAAUUUAGUUUUUAUUUGAAUAUAAAACAAAAACAUUUUUAAAUAAUGGAAACCGAAACCACAACCAUCACUGCCCUAGAAUUGAAAAAGAAUGGCGAUAAAUUGAAGAAAUCGAAAAAGAAAUUAACGAAUGAAGGCCCCAAACAUGUUUCAGCCUUAGAUUCUCAUCAAUUUCCGGAUAAUGAAGAGCCAAACAUUUUGGGACAUGGUUUACCAGCUGCUGAUUUGCUGACACAAAAUAACAGUUGUUGUUCAAAGAAGUCCCCCCAAGAAGCUAUUGACUGUGAUGAUGUUGACAAAUAUAAUAAAUUCAAAUUGUUGCUUAAUUUUGAAGAUGCACCUGAUCACUUAAAAUUCAAUCCCUAUAUUAGAGGUGGUUAUAGAACAUUCCUGUCCACAAAAUUAUGUCUACAGAGUGUAUUUUGGUGGACCAAUGAAACGAUCAAUAUAUGGACUCACUUGUGCGGCUGUCUAUUGUUUAUUGGUUUGACUAUAUUUGAUUUUCAAUUUCUCAAGGUGCACGCCGAUUUGGAAGAUCAAAUAUUGGUGGUGUGCUUGUUGAUUUGCUUCUGCUUGUGUAUGCUGCUAUCAUCGAUUUAUCAUAUAUUCUCUUGUAAAUCAGAGGAACAUUAUGAGCUGUUCUUGUCGGUGGACUAUUUGGGCAUAUCCUUGUCAUUGGUGGCCAUUUAUAUCAGCAGCAUGUAUUAUGCCUUUUGGUGUUUUAAUAUGCUUAGAAUAAUAUAUUCUGUGAUCGCUUUAGGCAUGUUUGGUUUAGCCAUAGUUGUACAAAUUCCAAAAUUAAAUGUUACCCUGAAUGGCAAAAUAGCUGUGCUAUUGGCCUGGGCAGCAUAUGGUGUGAUUCCCUUGGGACAUUGGACUGUGAAAAUGGGUGGUUUAGAAAAUGAACUAGUGAGGUUAAUGGUACCUCGUGUCAUAACCAUGUACGGUUUGUGUGCCAUUGCCUUUGUGAUAUAUGCAGCCAAGAUUCCUGAGCGCUGGUUGACCGGCAAAGUUGACUACUUUGGUCACUCGCACAACUGGUGGCAUCUAUUCAUUUUGGCUGCCUUCUACCACUGGCACAACACUGGCAUGGUCUAUGCUGAAUACCGUUUAAAUAAUGGCUGCAAUGGACCCCUAUUUACGUAAACCUACCAACGCAAACUGCAAUGCACAUAGAACAAAUUGUUCAUUUUUAAUAAUCAUGUCAUCCAUCAUAUUUCAUUUGUUUAGAAUAUACCAAAAUCAUCUUAAUAUUAUUAAAAUAAUUAUUAUUAUUAUUAUUUGUUAAAACGAGAGUAUCAUUUUUUUUU